GAGAGAAAGCAGUAGAGUAUUUUUCUUUUGGAUAGAGCAUCAGUUCACAUUCAUUGUGAUCAGCCAAUUGAAGAAACAGGAACAACUAGCAAAAUGGCCCAAGAUGGAAUGUCCAGAGAAGAAUAUGAGGAGUAUCAGAAGCAGAUGGUGGAGGAAAAGAUGGAGAGAGAUGCAGAGUUCAACACAAAAAAGGCAGAAAGGGCUUGUCUGAGGACUUGUUUAAGAGACAAAUAUCGACUUCCAAAGAGUGAACAGGAUGAGAUUAUGAUUCAGCAGGCCGGAGAUGACAUUGACGUGCCAGAAGAAAUGAUCAAGAUGGUGGAUGGAGAAGCGCCGCAGGAGGAGGAGGAAAAGGAGUCCAUCAUGGGUCAAAUGCAGAACCUUCAGAACAUGGAUAUGGGGCAGCUCAAAGAAAAGGCUCAGGCCACGUUUGUGGAGAUGAAAUCCAAGGCUGAGGAGAAGUGCACUGUCAUGUAAUGUGACGAGGAAGUCAAAGUCAUCUAAUGUUGAUGACUUGCAUUUGCUUUUGCAGUGAAACUAUUAAUUUUCGUUUUCCUGAUAAAUAUUGAUCACACUUUGAGAGAUGGAUGUCAUUGUUCAGAAAUGGAUUUGUGAAUUUAUUCAAAGUUCUUUCAGUUGGUUUCUUGUUUUCCUUUUUAAUCAAAUUCAUUGUUUUUAUUUAGUUCCUUUUUUUAAUCAAACUGUUAUUGACCUUUUCAUUGAGUAAUCUUGAAUUACAAAGUCAGAUUGAUCACCAAUAUCUACAUGCUAAAAGACAAUGACAUUUGAUUCAUGCACUUUAUUUAAAAAUAAAGUUUUUUUUUAAACAUGUCUUUAAAACCCAUAGGAAAAAGAGAUGUUUUGAGAUGUAAUGAGGUGAAAGAAUUUGUAACAUAAAUGAUCAUUUAAAAUGACUAAAUACUAUUUUCUUUACACUAAAUAAUCGUAAUAAGUUAGUCAUGUGAAAGAAUGAAAACUGGUAGAAAAGAGACCUAACUUGUCAUUUUUGCACUGCUUCAAUCACCAAAUGUAAUCAAUCACAAAAAGAAUAUGAUCAAUUUAUGAAAGAAUUUCUUAUAGUUGAUGUAAAGACUGGACAUUAAUUUUUAGAUUGUAUUUUUUACAUGGAAAAAAACACACCCUUGAACUGUAAUUUACUAAUCCCACAGUCCUUAAAACAAGAACAGUACUCCACCCAAAAUGAAGCUUUUCUCAGACUUUUUAAACUUUUUGACGAAGUGGAUGCUUCAAAAAGCAAACACUACUAAUCCAUGCGACCACAGUUGAUGAAUCAGUGUUCUCUGAAGUUAAACUAUACAUGUGUGAGAAAAAAAAGACAUAUUUAUUCAUUUUUUAAACCAUAACCAACAGCUUUCAUUCAAUUGAGAUAAAACAUCAGUGUGUUUAUACAUCACAUAAGCUCUCUGAAGCUUGUGCGAGAACUGCUGGUCCCGUGUACUUCAUAAACCUGCAUGUAGCUGUAGUCGUAUAGAUUAACAUGAUGUUCAAUUUGU
This is a messenger RNA of Carassius auratus (goldfish), 1514 nucleotides long. It is a transcript of the gene cplx4b, whose product is annotated as complexin 4b. Gene Ontology annotation, molecular function: syntaxin binding. Gene Ontology annotation, biological process: neurotransmitter transport; synaptic vesicle exocytosis; regulation of neurotransmitter secretion. The record is from RefSeq and is a predicted model, not a curated record. Gene Ontology annotation, cellular component: terminal bouton; SNARE complex. The transcript has 3 exons. The coding region runs from base 94 to 477 and encodes 127 amino acids. NCBI's taxonomy places the organism in Eukaryota, Metazoa, Chordata, Actinopteri, Cypriniformes, Cyprinidae.